Messenger RNA from Cladophialophora carrionii CBS 160.54, 2304 nucleotides. RefSeq lists its product as uncharacterized. Lineage: Eukaryota; Fungi; Ascomycota; Eurotiomycetes; Chaetothyriales; Herpotrichiellaceae. The record is from RefSeq and is a predicted model, not a curated record. The transcript has 5 exons. Gene Ontology annotation, cellular component: plant-type cell wall. Gene Ontology annotation, biological process: arabinan catabolic process; xylan catabolic process. Gene Ontology annotation, molecular function: xylan 1,4-beta-xylosidase activity; alpha-L-arabinofuranosidase activity. Bases 1 to 2304 code for a protein of 767 amino acids.
AUGGCGGCCACUUUGCUUGGUCUCUGUGCCUUGCUGGCUGCACCAGCGGCUGCGGCUUUGUUCCCAGACUGUGCCAAUGGACCACUUGCAAACAACACCGUCUGCGACACGACCGCGUCUGUGGCUGCUAGAGCUAGAGCACUGGUCGAUGCCUUGGACAUCGACGAGAAGUUCAACUUGACGGGAAGCACGUCCCCGGGAGUGCCCCGGCUAGGACUGUACAGCUACCAGUGGUGGCAGGAAGCACUGCACGGUGUUGCAAGCUCGCCGGGAGUGACUUUCGCUCCGAACGGAGACUACUCCUACGCGACUUCAUUCCCGCAGCCGAUUCUUAUGGGAGCGGCCUUUGACGAUGCCUUGAUCCAUGCCGUUGCGACUGUGGUCAGUACGGAAGCUCGAGCCUUCAACAAUGCCAACCGAAGCGGCUUGGACUUUUGGACUCCGAACAUCAACCCAUACAAAGAUCCGAGAUGGGGUCGCGGACAGGAAACACCUGGCGAGGAUCCGUUCCACCUGAAGAGUUACGUCGCUUCUCUCAUCAGCGGCCUCGAAGGGAGUCCGGACUCAAAAUUCAAGAAGGUGAUAGCCACUUGCAAGCAUUUCGCGGCCUAUGACCUUGAGGACUGGGGAACCACGGACCGCUACAACUUUGACGCCCAAGUCAACACCCAAGAGCUGGCUGAAUACUACAUGCAACCCUUUCAGACCUGUGCGCGAGAUUCCAACGUUGGCUCGAUCAUGUGCUCGUACAACGCGCUGAAUGGGGUGCCUACCUGCGCUGAUCCGUACAUCCUUCAGACGCUUUUGAGAGAACACUGGAACUGGACCGGCGAAGGUCAGUACGUCACCUCGGACUGCGAUGCCAUCCAGAACAUCUAUAUGCCUCAUGACUAUACGGCGACACGAGAGCAGGCGGUCGCCGAAGCACUAAAGGCGGGCACUGACCUCAACUGCGGCACAUACUACCAGACUCAUCUCCUGGUGGCCUACGACCAGGGCCUCUUCGACCAAAGCGUGAUCGACCAAGCCUUGAUCCGCCUGUACUCGUCGUUAAUCAGGGUCGGAUAUUUCGAUCCUGCGUCAGCAACCCCAUACCGGUCGCUCGAUUUCAGGAACGUGUCCACUCCCGAGUCGGAGGCUUUGGCACUGAAAGCCGCCGAAGAGGGCAUCGUCUUGUUGAAAAACGAUGGGAUUUUGCCUCUGUCGCUGCCCUCUGGCAGGAAAACCAACAUAACGCUGCUCGGCGGAUGGGCCAAUGUCACCACUCAACUUCAAGGCAACUAUUUUGGCGUUGCCCGGUUCCUCCAUGCGCCACUCUACUCCCUGCAACAGUUGCCAAAUGUCAACGUCCGGUACGCAAGCAGUCAAGGCAGCAUCCAGUUUCCCACCACCGGCAACUGGGAGCAAUUGGUCGCUGCAGCUGAGAACACCGACCUUAUCAUUGUGGCUGACGGAAUCAACACCAACGACGAAAGUGAGAGCAACGACAGAUACGACAUCAGCUGGUCACCUGGCAAGAUCGACCUGAUCAACCAAAUCGCCACCCUGGGCACGCCGGUCAUUAUCCUCCAAUUCGGAGAUCAGCUCGACAACACACCGUUCCUGAACAACCCCAACAUCUCAGCCAUCCUUUGGGGAGGGUAUCCCGGCAUGGCUGGAGGCGACGCCGUCGUCAACAUUCUCACCGGUAAGACCAAGCCGGCCGGCCGGCUGCCCGUCACACAAUAUCCCAGCGACUACGUCAACCAGGUCGACAUGACGGACAUGAACCUGAGGCCCAAUGCUUCGUCUGGCAAUCCUGGCCGGACCUACAAGUGGUAUGACAACGCAGUCCUGCCAUUCGGAUAUGGCUUGCACUAUACGAAUUUCAGCGUGGAUGUCGUCGAGUCAAGCCAGACUACGUACAACAUCUCACAACUGGUUUCCAGCUGCGACCGGUCACAGUACAAGUACCUUGACCUCUGCCCGCUCGACUCGUUCCAGGUCAACGUCACCAACACCGGUUCGGUGGCAUCGGACUUUGUCACCCUCGGCUUCAUCAGCGGCCAGAACGGGCCUCAGCCAUACCCGAUCAAGGAGCUGGUGGCAUAUCAACGACUAUUCAACGUCACCGGGGGUUCCUCGCAGACCGCCACCUUGAACCUGACGUUAGGGAGCAUUGCUCGCCGUGAUGUCAAUGGCGACCAGAUCUUGUAUCCUGGUGAUUACGGCUUGUUGGUCGAUGUGCCGACGCAGGUGACCUGGAAUUUUACUCUGAGUGGCAGUCCAGCGACGUUGGAUCAAUGGCCUCAAAGAUCUACUUAG